CAAGACACUUUGAGAUUUUGCCGGUUGGGGCCUGAGGGGAAUAAUUUGCUUGUUUACAUUUCAUAGCUCAUACUACUACUUCCUCACUCGAGAGACCUCCAACUCUUUAACUCCCCUAUCAAUGGCGUCGGAAUCCAUGGAAAUCGCCAUUUGAGCUCUUCAAACUCAACACCAUCAUCCUCACCAUGGAAACCAGCAGAAGAGACAACAACAAUGGCGGAGCUGUCGCCUCUUCGCCAUCACCGCCGCUCCAAAAGCCUGCAAAGUUCGCCGUAUAUCAAAAUCCAGCUCUUUCCGCCGCCCUUACUUCCACCAGUCUCCGCCCUUCCUCCUCCUAUUUCUUUACUCUCUUCUUCAUCUCCUCUGCUUCCGCCUUUGCUUUCUUCGCCUUCUCUUCUAGGGAACAUAGGGUCAUUGACAAAUUUAAAGUCAGCAAUGUUUCUGAAGAGAUAGCUUAUCUAUUAAUCAAGUUAGCGAAGAUUGUGAUGGGUUUAACUUUCAUAGGAGCUUCUGCUGCCCUUGCCAAAGCUAUUGCCUUUUCAACAGCUAAAGUUGGAGCUGGUGUUGUAGUCACAUCUUCCUCUAAUGGGACCAAGGUUGAAACUUGCCUUUCAGGUCAUCAAUUGCGGCUUUUAGGAGUAAAAAAAUUGGAUACGGCUGUACCAGAGCAGUCCAAAAAACCACCUGUGUCCAAACCACGAGCUGCUUUAGAUCCACUCAUCCCUCUUCACCAGUCAUCGUUUAGCUCUAGUCGUUUAUCUCGAGUUGGUUCUGAAAAGUCUAGCAGUACUGCUCUUAAAAGUAAAAUUUUUGUUGUCCCUUCAAAGCAAUCCAAUUCUCCUACUCAUGCUGUUUCUCCUUCCUCACCCCAGCUGUCAUCAGCUAAGACUUCAACUGGUUUGGAUCAGUUGGUUUCAACACCUUGGUCAAACAAGCGAGCUUCUCCCGCUAGAGAAAUUUUAACUGAAGACGAACUUGAACACUUUCUAGCAGACGUGGACAAGAAAAUCACUGAAUCAGCCGAAAAACUGGCAACUCCUCCUCCUACUAGGAGUGGUUUCAGUAUAAGCAGUCCUAGUACAAUUUCUGGUUCAGCUAAUACAUCUGGAACAACGAGAACAACACCCUUGAGACCUGUUCGGAUGUCACCCAGUUCACAGAAGUUUAAUACUCCUCCGAAAAAAGGAGAGGCUGAUAUACCUACUCCUUUAUCAAUGGAAGAGAUGACUGAAGCUUUUGAGCAUCUAGGCAUCUAUCCGCAGAUUGAGGGGUGGAGAGACCAUCUGCGGCAAUGGUUUUCUUCUGUUUUACUAACCCCUCUACUGAGUAAAAUUGAAAAUAGUCACAACAAGAGAUUGUAUGCAUCAUGCCCGGUGUUCAUGCGGUCUUGCUUUCAAUUGUCUUUCUUGGGGGUAAUGCAAGCAGCUGCUAAAUUAGGAAUAUCAAUCACAGUGACUUCAGUAGGUAGUGAUUCUUCUGGUGCUGAAGCUCCUAGGAUGUCUCCGUUAGAUCGUGCUAAGGAAUGGCAGCCUGCAUUUUCUACAGAUGAAGAUGGGCUUCUUCACCAGCUACGAGCUUACCUUGUGCAAGCUUUAGAUUCAUCUACUCAGAAUGUGGGUACUGCCAAUCAGCUACAAAUCCCACAGCAGAAUGCAUUUCUUCCUACCAUACAGGAGUGUGUGGAUGCCAUCACCGAGCACCAAAGGCUGCUUGCUUUGACAAAGGGAGAGUUAAUCAAAGGUUUGCUACCGCAAAGUAGUGUUCCAGCUGAAUAUACAGUGCGAAGAAUUAAGGAACUAGCUGAAGGAACUUGCUUGAGGAAUUACGAGUACAUGCGAAAAGAAGAGGCAUCUGAUAAAGCAAAGAAAUGGACUAUUGAGCUUCCAUCUGACUCACAUUUGCUGUUAUAUCUAUUUUGUGCUUUCCUGGAGUAUCCAAAAUGGAUGUUACAUGUUGAUCCAUCAUCCUAUUCUGGAGCUCUGUCUAGCAAAAAUCCUUUAUUCCUGGGAGUUCUGCCUCCUAAAGAAAGGUUUCCAGAGAAGUAUGUAGCUGUAUUAUCAGUUGUCCCCUCAAUACUCCAUCCUGGAUCCUGUGUCCUAGUUAUUGGAAGACAAUGCCCUCCAGUAUUUGUGAUGUAUUGGGAUAAGAAGUUGCAGUUCUGUCUUCAGGGGAGAACCGCACUAUGGGAUUCUAUCUUGCUUCUUUGUCACAGGAUAAAGGUUGCGUAUGGUGGGCUUGUUCGUGGUGUACAUCUUGGCUCUACUGCACUAAACAUCCUGCCACUUCUGGAAUCAGAAGACGAUGAUUGAAUUUUGUUACGGCCUUUGUUCAAUACAUUAUGAAGCCCCUCUCCCUAAUGUUUACAUUGUUUUACAUCUAACUGAUGGAGUAGUUUAGGCAUUGUAGUGAGAGUUGUUUUGAGCAGGCACUAGACUGCAUGAUUGUUGCUUUUGGGGCUAUUCUUUGCCCUAGGCCACAUUAUUGUAAAACGACUGGUUUACAUCUGACCUAGUUCAUUAGGGGAUCGUACUUUGGGCCUUCUAGUUAGUAUGAUAAUUGCUAAUUAUUGUGAUAAGAUGAUUAUGGGGUUUACAUCUGACCUAUUUCUUUAGGGGACCGUACGUUGGGUCUUCUUGUUAGUAAGAUAAUUGCAAAUAUUGGUGUGAUCAUAUGAUUAUGCUAAUCUAGGUCUGUUUUGACUACCUUCUUUGCCCCUCCUCUCUUAGGAGCAGAUUGUUGCUGUGAUGGACGUAAUUUUGCCUUUCUAGAUAUGUGUUUGAAUAACAAAGGAUUAAUUGAA
Chenopodium quinoa (quinoa) is the source of this 2800-nucleotide messenger RNA. RefSeq names its product transmembrane protein 209-like. Lineage: Eukaryota; Viridiplantae; Streptophyta; Magnoliopsida; Caryophyllales; Amaranthaceae. Gene Ontology annotation, cellular component: membrane. The transcript has 8 exons. The record is from RefSeq and is a predicted model, not a curated record. Bases 186 to 2309 code for a protein of 707 amino acids.